AUGGCAUUCAGCACGCCACCAUUUAUUAAUUUAGGAAUUGAUGCCAACACUGGCAAGUCUUAUCAUAUAUGCUCUCACAAGUCGUUGCUGUCAUUCGGUGCAAUUUUGAUGCUGCUGGUGGCCAUGUGUUCGGAAAGAUUUCUUUUUAAAGUCAUGGUGGACCGAAUGGAAUCGUACAGAUACUUUUUAUGUCAGCUCAUAACAUUCAUGUACAUUCCUCCGAUGUUUUGCAUUGUCAGCUACAAAGCGACACAUGAGAAUCUUUUAGAAGAUGAUAGAAUGGAAUUUCCAAAAAUUCACUUUUUGGUGAUGGGGCUAUUAGAUCUGCUUCAUGGUCUGAUGCUGUACAUUGCCGGUGGCCGAACAGAUCCGACUCAAACGCUUUUGUUUAUGCAAGCGUCGAUCCCGAUCUUAGCGUGUAUGUCGGCUACGUGCUUUGGCGUCAGAUAUACACGACUUCAAGUUAUUGGCAUGCUCGUUAUCUCGGGAGGACUUUGUCUCUCAUUAAUUUCUUGUUUUGAAGACAUUCAUAGUAAGGAAUUCGACGACCGGGAGAUCGGCUGGAACAGUCUUUUUUAUUUCUUUGCCGCCUUUCCGGGCUCAAUAUCGAUGUUAUAUAAGGAGCGUACGAUUCGGGAACAACCAGUGGACAUUUCGUAUUUAAACGCCUGGGUUUCAACAAAUCAGUUUGUUGCAGGAUUGCUGGCGGCUCCACUUGUCUUCGAUGCUCAAUUUCUCCAUCUAGACCAGUUAUCCAGCGGUUUCACCUGCUUGAUACAAGGCAAAAGUGAGAUUGAUACGGAUCACUGCUAUAUGGGAUUUCCAAUCUUACUUCUCUACGUUUUCAGCAAUAUUGCGGUCAAUCUCCUGUUGCUCCAGCUCAUCCGACUGACGAGCGUUUCAACCAUGUCCGGAUGCACGCUUGUGGGGUUUUUACUGUCAUUCGUGGUCCUUGCGUCGUACCAAGUUGACCCCGAUAAUUUUGGUAUCAUCAACCUUCACGAUGGCCUACGGAACUGGAUACCAGAAUCCAUAUUCGUUGAUGUCUUUGCGUUUAUGAUAAUAUUUGCCGGUAAAGUGCUGUAUCAAUGGGACCCGGAUCCAGCGGUGGAAGCAACAACUUUAUCAGCAGAAGACAAGGAGGCUAUGUCGUUACUAGACGGAGAAGGUGACUACGGGUUACGUUACACUUCAUUCAGAACUGUCGUCGAGUGUCAGGCAUCAUAA
This is a messenger RNA of Plasmopara halstedii, 1227 nucleotides long. Its product is annotated as Transmembrane transporter protein, chloroquine resistant. The coding region runs from base 1 to 1227 and encodes 408 amino acids. The transcript has 12 exons. The record is from RefSeq and is a predicted model, not a curated record. NCBI's taxonomy places the organism in Eukaryota, Oomycota, Peronosporomycetes, Peronosporales, Peronosporaceae.